Molecule: messenger RNA, 322 nt
Organism: Staurois parvus
Lineage: Eukaryota; Metazoa; Chordata; Amphibia; Anura; Ranidae
Source: the annotation of a GenBank genome assembly
UCUGCUGACCCCACUCUGUCAUUUUAUGUGGCCUACCACUUCGUGGCUGAGUUGCUGUUGUUUCCCAGUUGCUUCCACUUUGUUAUAAUACCACUAACAGUUGAUGGUGGAAUAUUUAGUAGCAAGGAAAUUUCAUGGAUGGACUUAUUGCACAGCUGGCAACCUAUCAUGGUACCACGCUUGAAUUCACUGAGCUCCUGAGAGUGACCUAUUCUUUCACAAAUGUUUGUAGAAGCAGUCUGCCUGCCUAGGUGCUUUUAUACACCUGUGGCCAUGGAGGUGAUUGGAACACCUGAAUCCAAUGAUUUGGAGGGCUGGCCCA